UUUUCACUGUCUCUCUCAGCUCGCAUAAGAUUUCACGAGUCAAGCAACCAGUUCUCUCUCUCUAAACCCUAAUAAAUCCCCACUGUUGCGGCUACACUCCGGCAUUACAUGUGCUAUCGUACUCAUUAUCUUCGUAUCAAAGUCAUGAAUUAUCUUAAUUGAGCUUCUUGCAGUCGAUGAACAAAAUCCUAGCAAAUGGUUCCCCUAAACGAAUUGUGUUCAGGCACUUUUCCGGCUAUGUUACGACAUUAAUAGGAAAUAAGUGCUUUUUAUUUGUCUGAAGUGGAUGGCUGCAAUUUUGCAAGCCAAAGAUGCGGAGGAAUGGACUUACAGAGGAGAAGGAGCUGUGAACCUAGUUCUUGCUUACUGUGGAAGCUCUCCUCAAUUUGUUGGAAAGGUUUUAAGGAUACAAAAAGUUCCAAAUGAUGGACCUGAAUUUGAGAAUGGUCAUUCGGCUCUAGUCAACCAUGAAUCCCUCUUGUGGGGAAAAUUUGAAGGCAUAGUUUCAGCACCUACAAAGGAAAUUGCGGAGCAGCUGUAUGUGCAGAAAGUAAUGUGCCCACUGUUGGGAUCUGAGCAUGUUGACUCAGGGAUCCAUGUUCUUGUGUCGAGAGGAUUUUUGGAGGCAGUUGACAACAAGGUUCUUUGUCAGCGUCCAUCAUGGCGUGUUGAUGCUGCCAGAGUCAAUCCCCUUUGUGACUCGGUUCUUCUAAUUGCUGAUCAUUCAGUGUUUCCUCAUGUUUCAGGUUCUCUCAAAGAGGAUUUCUGUGUGUCUGUUGAGAUCAAGCCCAAAGGAGGAUUUCUUCCUAUUUCAGAAUUUAUUGCUGAGGAAAAUGCAGUCAAAAAGAGAAUUACUCGAUUUAAGAUGCAUCAAGCUCUAAAAUUGCAUCAAGGAAAGAUAUCUCAAAUAAGUAAAUAUGAUCCUCUAGAUUUGUUUUCUGGAUCCAAGGAUGGAAUACAAAGAGCAAUUAAAGCCCUCCUUCUGACACCUCAGAAUAAUUUUCGGGUUUUCUUAAAUGGUUCGCUUAUUUUUGGAGGCAUGGGUGGCGCUGCAGACAGCACUAGAACUGCUCAAUCAUUCCACGACGGACUUAAACAUGUUAUUUCAGCAAAAGAUGGGAUGCACGUCAAGGGUUUUGUGGAUCUGCUCACUGAAACUAUUUUUAAGUCGGGCUUGUGGAAUCGGCUUCUUGAAGUACAGAAGCUUGAUGCUAUUGAUAUAGAAGGUGCAAUUCAUGCCUACUAUGAUAUCAUUUUUCAGCCUUGUGUGAUCUGUCGGCAAAGAGGUGGAAAUAAAUUCUCAGCAAGAUAUUCAUCUAUUCACUCAAUGCAAAGGGAUGAGAAAGUAAAAAUUGUGAGGGAUUACUUGAUAUCAGCGACUGCAAAGGACUUAAGUAUGAUGAUUAGUUUUAGGUCCAAAGGAAAUAUGGAUCAGGAGUCUCCAUAUCGUGCUGUCUUUCUGGAAUCGAGCAAGCAAACUUUUUGUUACAAGGCAUCUUUCAUCGACCUGGACAUGAAACCAUUGAAGAAAAUGGAAUAUUACUAUGAGUUGGAUCAGCAAAUAGUCAAGCACUAUGUCCAGAUGGUAAAAGAUACGGAUGCGCUUGAUUGUGGCGAGAGCACUCAGGAGUCAUUGAAGUCGCGUGCUUGUACCAGUGUAGAAACUGGCAGUGAGUUCUUUGUUUCUUUAUUUGCAUAACUCAAACUUUAGAUUAUGAACCCAAUAAUUUGAACUUUUAUACUGUUUCAGUGGUGUUUGUGCCUGAUUUUUUACUUGUGGAUAUUGAUUUUGAUGUCAUGGGUUAAAUUCAGCACCCGGAAAAAAAAAAAAAAAAAAGGUGAAUUCUGACCUAUAUUUGCUCCUUGAUUAGCGCUCUGCUACUUUGAAGAAAUAGCUUAAAAUUAUGUCAAUUUGCGAACUCGUUAGUCUACAAAAUCCUUUAUCAUUUGGGAAUACAAGUAAGGAUUGGUCCUGACUCUGUUACUAGAAGUCUCCAACAGAAUCAGUUCCAACAUAUUCAAAUACAUCAUUUCCAUUUCCAAAUCUGUGCGCCUCCACAUCGCAAGUGCCACCCUUUUGGCAUAUUCAGUUAUUCAUAUUAUGUUUGUGGGAAAUGAAAUAAAGGAAAUGAUCAAUAUCCUAUUCCAAUGAGGAGGUAAUCAAUCCCCUCCAUUAAUGCAUAAAUUAAGGGGAAAAUGAUCAGUGUUCUUAUCAGUCCAGUUCUUCAUUUACAUGAAAUAGUGUCUGUAGUUUCGUCUUGCUAUUCAUAGUUGAGAGUAGACCACAAUAUCACAAAGCCAAAGUGCAAGUUUGACUAGUACACUGCAUUUAGGCUACUCUACUUCUUUACAUAUUUGUUGUUUGCUUUCUCUUUUCUUAUCUCUCGGAGCAUGUAAAUGUGUGGUUUUAUCAUGCCUCUGCAGAGAUGGCAAAUUGAUCGAGGAGCUUAGAAGAAAGAUAUAGAUGAGCUUUCUUUUCUAUGAAGGGUCGUGUCGACUAGUUCAGUGUAUCCCUUCGAGUUCACAUCCGCGCUCGAUUUCAUUUGCAUGGCACGAAUGUAGAUUGGGUUGCUAGAAGAUGAUUGCUCCUCAUGUGUGUGAUCUCUAACCUCAAAUCAGUUUCUUCAAAGUGGCUCUGGAAUGUAAUUCUGUCUGUAAAUCUCGUGUUCUCACUGAGUGUACAAAAUCUUUGUUGUUGUAAUUGGCUUUGUGUAGAUUGAUAUAAGUGACAAUUAUGUAAUUUGGAAUAAAUCGGCAGGGGUUAUUUGUAUGUAUAAAUUUGAGCAGCAAUUUUGCAGUUAGAAUAAAUUUGCAGGUUAUUUUGUAUU
This is a messenger RNA of Salvia miltiorrhiza (redroot sage), 2828 nucleotides long. RefSeq names its product inositol-pentakisphosphate 2-kinase-like. Bases 287 to 1699 code for a protein of 470 amino acids. The record is from RefSeq and is a predicted model, not a curated record. Gene Ontology annotation, molecular function: inositol-1,3,4,5,6-pentakisphosphate 2-kinase activity; ATP binding. Gene Ontology annotation, cellular component: nucleus. Gene Ontology annotation, biological process: inositol phosphate biosynthetic process. The transcript is spliced from 8 exons. Lineage: Eukaryota; Viridiplantae; Streptophyta; Magnoliopsida; Lamiales; Lamiaceae.